AAAGGUUAGACAUUUCUUGGAUAAUAGCUUCCAACUUGCUAUCUCUUCCAUGUCUUGUUCAAUUAAACCUACCAUAACUUAACAAAAUCCAUAUAAAAAGAAACCCAACAAUCACCUAAAAAAAGAAAAAAAAGACACAAACCUUGAAUUCCAAACCCCAAUGAUCACUUUCAAAUAUUUAGUCUUCUUCCUCUCGUUUACUUCAUUGAUUGCUUCAACCCUCUCUAACUCAGAAGGGGAUGCUCUUGCUGCAUGGAAAGCUCAAUUGGUGGAUCCAAACAGUGUUCUUCAAAGUUGGGACCCCACUCUUGUAAACCCAUGCACUUGGUUCCACAUCACGUGUGACAGUAAUAACUUUGUCGUUAGAGUGGAUCUUGGCAAUGCUAAUCUCUCUGGACUGCUUGUUCCUGAACUUGCCAACUUAAAAAAUCUUCAAUAUUUAAUUGUAUAUGACAAUAAUUUGAGUGGUUCAAUUCCAAAGGAGUUGGGGAAAUUAACAAAUUUGAAAAGUUUGUUUCUAUACAACAACUACUUCUCUGGACCUUUACCAUCUUCGUUGGGAAAUCUGAGCUCUUUGUUAUUCUUUGAAGCACAAGGCAAUAGUUUUAGUGGGAUGAUUCCAACAUCGUUUGGGGCUUUGACAUCUUUGAAGAUAUUGAGAUUAGAUGAUAACAAUCUUAGUGGUAACAUCCCUUUCACUGUUUUACAACUGGUUGAGUUUGCCGAUCUUCAGCUUCUGAACGUUUCACUAAACUCGUUUUUUGGGACAACUCGUCCCACUAAUUCAUCAGAAUUGGCAGUGACUACAAUAAUACAAGACCCACUAGCUCAAAUUUAAAGUUGAAGGAAGAUGAAGAAAUGUCAAAACCUUGAGGUAAAAUGUGGGAUUAUUUCUAUCUGAACCCCAAAAACUCUUCUCAUGGAUUUUGUACGAUAAAUAAUAAGUAUUAUUAAGUCCUGUUUCUGGUUGAACACUUUUAUAAAGUAGUAGAAGAAGGUCUGCUAAUUGUUUUUUCUGAGUAGUAGUUGUGUAUGUUAUUAGACAGUAGAAGGGAGGUAAACUUUUUUGUUUGCAAUUUGAGAAGAAAUUUGGUUGA
Cucumis sativus (cucumber) is the source of this 1097-nucleotide messenger RNA. Its product is annotated as LRR receptor kinase BAK1. The transcript has 8 exons. Lineage: Eukaryota; Viridiplantae; Streptophyta; Magnoliopsida; Cucurbitales; Cucurbitaceae. The coding region runs from base 161 to 838 and encodes 225 amino acids. Gene Ontology annotation, molecular function: protein binding. The record is from RefSeq and is a predicted model, not a curated record.